UCUGUUACUGUUAUCUAUUUUUAUUGAAGUGUUUCACUGUUUCUGUUUGUUUGACAUUGAUCGUGGUAAUUUGCGAAGUUAAUUUUGCAUCUAUUUUUUUUCUUAAUUGAUAUCAUUUUAUCAGUUGAAAUUAAAUAAUUAACCAUGGGUAUUCUGGACAUCAUUGAAAAUGGCGAACAAGACAUCCCCCUGUGCGACUCAUUCGUCGAUGAAAUCAACGAUGAAGACGAUUUUCCUGUUAUUUACUCCGAUACUUCGAGUGACACUGCAAGUGUCGGAGAAGCAAUUGACGAUUUUAUGCCUUCUGUUGGCGAGAAUGAAAGUGAUAACCUGAUUGAAGAUCUGAACUGGAUCAACGAUUCGAAUAGUUUUCUCGAUGAAUCCAUUAGCUAUGUUAAUGAUAACCAAAAUGACAUGGAUAUGUUGGUCGUCAUUAAUUUAGAUGCUACUCAACCAUCUAGUCCUCCUGCCAAUAUAAACAAUGUUGAAAAACGACAAACGAAUUUUCUCAACAAAUUCAAAAACAUUUCUGCUAAAAAUAAAACUAAUCUGGGCAAGCGUAAAGCUAGACGUUAUGAAAAUGCUCGCCAGCUUGAUCUGCUUAUUGCAAACAGCGAUGCCGACGAAAUUGACAUUGAUGAUUUGAUGCCUUUCAACUGCUCAUUCCGUUUUUCGCAAAUUCUUGAAGACAGUGAUCUCACUAAUAAGAUUUUAAAUCCGUCAACUAACGCCAAUGACGAUGACAAUACUCCCAGGAGAAUCACUAAAAGAAAAAAUUCGUGCGGUCAAAAGGAAAGAAAAAUCACUGCCAGUGCUGCGUUUAAUAACCUCGAUUCUUCGGAAAAAACAUUCUUCAGGAGACGUAACUUACCAAUGGGAAUGGUUCAUUAUUUAGACUCGUGCGUAUUUUCUUUCUUCCAAAAUGAUCCAACGGGAACAUAUAUAUCUGAACCACUUUCUAGUUACGAAAGAAUGAUGUUGCAUGGUAUUUCUCAUUAUUACAGACUGAAUUCAACUAGUUAUAACUCAGAACCUCAAGAUAUUCGACUGACCAAAGUUACCAACAAUCACGUAGAUUUCAAUCCUCCUUGUACGUGUUUAUCUCAAUAUUUGGAGGAAGGGCUACAGAAAGUUGCUAGUAAAUUGAAUAAUCCUGACAAACGUAGACGUUUCAAGAGAACAUGUACCAAAAGUUACUAAAGCAAAGUAUUAGCAAUGAGAUUGAGAUGAAUAAAUUAUUAUUUAAAAAUUAAGAAUUGUAACAAGUCAUAUAUUAUUUGGUCCUUUGCAAGGGCAUUGUUAUACUUACGGCUAUUUUAUGGGCGUAUUUUUUUAGAUAAUAAUUUUAAUGUACUACAUUUAAUUGUAAUUCGUUAUUCGUAUUGUUACUUGUAGUAAUAACACCUCUUUAAAUCGUAAGUAGAUACCUACCACAAAUUUUUAUGUAAUUUGAGUGCAAGAUUGUAUAUGUUAAAUCUUUUUCGUAUCAUUAUUUAUUUUUGCUUAUUUAAAUUCCAUUUAUGUAAAUAAAGGUAAUUUUCUGUUUUUA
Molecule: messenger RNA, 1549 nt
Organism: Planococcus citri (citrus mealybug)
Lineage: Eukaryota; Metazoa; Arthropoda; Insecta; Hemiptera; Pseudococcidae
Product: R3H domain-containing protein 4-like
Exons: 7
Coding region: 145-1200 (351 amino acids)
Molecular function (GO): nucleic acid binding
Source: RefSeq, a predicted model, not a curated record